AUGGACCGCCUGAUCAAAGAAGUAUGGUCAAACAAAGUCGUAAAUAAAAGCAAAGUGCAGUACCUUCACAAGCACAUAGAGCAACUCACGAGUAUGUUGCGCAUCAUCAUAUGCCUCUUAGCAUUGUUUGCGUGGACAUAUGCUGAUUUCGACACUUGGAGAAGCUGCAACACAACUAAGAAAAGACUUAGAUGGGCUGAUGAUUUUAAACCAAAUGGCACAGAACUAAAUGCUUUCAACGAAGCGUUAGGAGUCUACCUCAGUAAACACCUGGAUUUCUUUGAUCUACCCACCCAUCUGCAUUUCGAUUGCAUUCUGGCAGGAAGCAAGAGAUAUCUGAAUAUUGUUCCAAGUUUUGAUCUUGUACAGACUCAUACAAUUGCUGGUAAGUACAACAUUUCAUCUCAUCUCGAAGAUUUCGAACGGAACCACUUUAUAAAAAUAGCGAAUGAAGUCCUUACUAAGCUGCUCAAGUAUACGAGAAAGAAGAGGUGGUAUGACUGUUUCACAAGCUGUUUUCGUGAUCGGGCAGUGACUGUUCUAUUUGGAUGUGAUUACAUUAUUCGUGGAGGGUCCGAGGUCGUCUUCAAGUGUGCAUUCGAAAAAAGAAAGAAGCUACCGAACAGUAAAUACGAAUAA
Molecule: messenger RNA, 639 nt
Organism: Cylicocyclus nassatus
Lineage: Eukaryota; Metazoa; Nematoda; Chromadorea; Rhabditida; Strongylidae
Source: the annotation of a GenBank genome assembly